AUGCACCGACUGGGAAAAGAUGCCCAGUUUCACCUUCCACACCCUCCUAGGGGCGGGUUGCCGGUUGAGUCGCCGACUUCCCGACCUAUAAGACAGGUUUCUUCAGUAGUCAACCAUUCUACGGCAUGCAAAGAGAAAUGCUUGGAAAUUUCUCUUCUUUGUGACGGGUGGACCUCACGUGGGGGUGGUUUGUCAACGUUAAACAGGGAGCUGACGGUACACUUGGCAGGGGCAGGGAUGGUGCGGGUUACUGUCUUCCUUCCUGGGGGUGCUUGUGCCCAUGAGCAUAAGAAGGAGGCUGAAAAGCACGGGAUCAACGUGGUUGAAGCAAAGCGACUCCUAGGCUAUGAUGAUCCUCAGGUUUGGCUGAGCUUUCCACCUCCAGACCUGAAACCUGAUGUUGUAAUUGGUCAUGGUCAGAAACUAGGUCGUCAAGGACAAAUUUUCAAAUGUCUACCACACAGAUGCAAGUGGAUUCAAAUGGUGCAUACUGAUCCAAAAGAGCUGAGCAAGUACAAAAUCGAUAGCCAGGCUGUUUGUAAGGGCGAGGAAAAACAUAAGACUGAAGUUGGACUCUGUAAAAUGGCUCAUCUGGUCGUUACUGUUGAACCCAAACUGUAUGAUGCUUUCUCUAAAUACCUUGGAAAUGAAUAUGUCUCGAAUAUCCUAAAACUCACUCCUGGUCUUUUUGAGGAAUUUAAAGAUUUGAAUCAUGCCCUUAGGAAGGGUUCUAACUUCAAAGUGUUGUUGUGCGGCCGCAGUGAUCCAGAAGACUUCAAGCUAAAAGGCUUCUUCGACAUUGCCGCCAAGGCUUUUGCUUGCAUUGAGCUUAGAGAACCAUCUUAUUUACUCAUAUUUGUGGGAGCUUUAAAGGGAAAAAAACAAGAGAUGAAAGGAAAGCUCCUCGAGUUUGGCAUUAGAGAAGAUCAGUUAUUCGUUAAAGAAUUUGUAGAAAGUAGAGAAGAAAUGAAGAAGUUGCUUUGCGAAGUUGAUCUGGUGAUCAUGCCCUCGCGGGCCGAGGGCUUUGGUCUUGUUGCAUUUGAGGCUCUCUCCGCAGGUCUUCCUGUUCUUGUGGGCAAAAAUUCAGGCCUUGCUCAAGCCAUAAGAGAUUUGCCGAAUGGUAAAUUAUGCAUUGUUGUUUCAGAGGAACCCGAGGAAUGGGCGACUGCAAUCACAACUGUUCAACAAGGGCAUAACGAAUACCUACAGAAGAUAAAGGACCUACGUGAAGCUUAUGGGAAGAAAUACAGCUGGGAAGAGCAGUGUGAAGUUCUUGUAGACAAGAUGAGGGAGAUGAUACUGCAUGCAAACUGAAAGAUAGAAAGUGCAGUAAAGCUAGUCCGGCGGGAAAUGCAAGUGCAGUAGUGACUUUGAUGCACAACCCGUGAAACUAGAAUGUAGAAAUUAGUUGGAAGACAUUGCAACUGGAUUGCACCCACGUACUCCUCUGUUCAUAUUCAUUAACAAUGGAUCAGUCUUGGAGAAUAUUUUGAGGUGUUCAAAAAACCUUACAAUGAUAGGAGAACUUGACUGGAGUGGGACAAGAAACAACUAAAGGCAAAAUGACAGCACACAAAAUUGUACAUGGUGGAACACUCACAAAAGUCGCUGGUGCUUUCCGUUGGUAUCGGUGACAUUCCCUGUAGGUCAGAACUCCCCUGGAAUUCCUCUUAGAAAACCCAAACUCUUGUACGCUUGUUUGUAUUUUCUUCCCAGAUUUGUCUUAGAUCGCCCCCCAAAUUAUACCGCAGUCAUUUGGAAUCACCCACCCCUUCCCUACUCUUUCUUUCUUUUUCAAGACCAGGGUAGUAACUUUUUAUGGGAUGGAAAGGGUGAACUUCCCUGUAACCGUAAUGGAAAACUUCCUCUC
Molecule: messenger RNA, 1870 nt
Organism: Pocillopora verrucosa
Lineage: Eukaryota; Metazoa; Cnidaria; Anthozoa; Scleractinia; Pocilloporidae
Source: RefSeq, a predicted model, not a curated record